UGAGCCAGAGAUGCCUGGUGUUAGUGACAUAAGUUCGGUAACUUGUACGCACGCGCACAAUGACGACACUGUAGAAGGCCAAAAAUCUCUUUUCGACCCUUGUUUAUCACGAUCAAUUUACAGUAUGGGGCGUCACCAGGAGAACCCAGUGCGGCUGUAUUUUCACUAUGACCCCAUCGCUAACAAGUCUCGUUGCCAAAUCGACGGAUGCACUGGCGAGAUUGCAGGAAACCAUGCUGGCAAUUUACAGCGGCACGUCCAGAGGAUCCACCCGUCUGCUUUUGCAAGACUGCUCUCCUCCAUAGACAUGGAAGAUCUUUCAGUGCCGUCCUCUUCUUCAGCAAAGAGACCCUUUUCAGCAGUGGAUAGUGAACGGACGAUAGACUGUAUACAAGACACUGAAGUCGUCAAGAAACCUAGAAGUGAACAGUUCUACAUCACACCCAAUUCCCUAAUGGAGGCCUGUGUUGAGCUUGUUACUGUUAAUGGCAGGCCAUUCUCUCUGAUGGAUGAUAGUGGGUUUCGAAAAAUUCUGGAGCCUGUGCUUGAUAUAAUGGGCAAAUCUGUUCGAAUUGACAGCAGCAGCGUCCGUGACAUGGUUUGUGACGUUGCCGAAAGAGAACGCGAAAAUCUCAGAAACUGGCUGAAGGGAAAACUUUUAAUGCUGAAAGUAGACGCUGCCACAUACAGAGACAGGUCUGUCCUUGGCAUCCACGUCCAGUUUACUGAGGGAGAUCACAUUGUGCUCCGAACUCUGGCGGUUAAGGAGCUGCGUGAAAGGCACACGGGCAGCUACAUUUCUUCAGUGGUGCGUGAAGUGUUAAAGACCUACGGCAUUGACGUAAAGCAGUUGUACUCCAUCACUGUUGACGAUGGAGUAACAAUCCCAGAAGUGGUGUCACUGCUUCAGAACGGGUACGCUGAAUGCAGUGGAGACGAUUCAGUGGAGGUGGAAGACCAGCAUGACAAAGAGGAGCAUGCUACAGAAGUGAACGACCCAUUAGCAUGGGGCAACGGAGACGGUCUUCUCACUUUGGACAUCUACGAGACGUCCGGGAACGUGACGGGGGAAAUUCAUAGCGUCGGCAGCGGGGGUCCGAUCUUGAGAGGCGUGAGGUGCUCUGCUCACGUGUUCCACUUGGCGGUGGAUGAUGCGCUACAGGACAGAAGCGUCUCCAGCCUCGUUUCCAAGGCGAGGCGCCUGAGCGAAAAGCUGCAAACGCCCAAUGUCUCCGUGUUUCUGCGGAGGCUGGGCCAGAGGACGGCGACUGUGGACCGCCCCUCCGCUUGGCUUUCCACCCACGACAUGCUCGAGCGGCUCUGUGAGCUGAAGACCUUCUGUCAGGACAUGGCCCCCAGCAUCGAGGAGCUGCACUUGGAAGGGUCAGAGUGGGAGGAGAUGGUGCUGCUGGUUUACGCUCUCAAACCCGCCAAAGUGACCGCGAGGCUCUUCCAGUGCGAGCAGCUGACCGCGGGGGACUUCUUCGGCGCGUGGCUCAAAUGUAAGAUCGAAACGGACAAAAUCGGCGGCCCGUUCGCCACGCUGCUGGUCGAAUGCUUAAACCGGCGCCAGCACAUGCUGUUUGAGAACGAGCCCUUCUUGGCGGCUGUGUUCCUCGACCCACGUUACAAGGUGCUCCUCACAGAAGGCCAGACGGAGCAGGCCAAGAGCCGCCUGUGCAAGGCGUGGGGAAUGAUCCAGGCCCUCUCGCAAAACAAGCAGCAGUCUCCUCUGUCGAAGCUGGACCUGGAGUGCAGCGCGAGUGAUGCCGACGAUGAAAUAGAAGAGAUGCUGAGAGCGAGGGAGAGGGAAAAUGGCGACGAGGGCACGAAAUGCAAAACCUUGAUGAUGUCCAUGCUGAACGCGUAUUCCAGCGAAGCCAGGCUAAAGCGGGAAGAGAAUAUAUUCAGAGAGAUGGCGGAGUGCACGACUCUAGACAGCCUACUGGAAAUGGGCUUCGAACGAAACAGAGCGGAGAAGGCUCUGGCAAACACUGGGAACCAGGGUAUAGAGAGAGCCAUGGACUGGCUGAUGGAACAUGAGAAUGACCCAGAUAUUGAUGAGCCAUAUGUGCCUCCAGUAGGGAAUGUUCUAGGAGGUGAGAGCGAACAGAGUCCACCUGAAGAAAGCCCAGAACAAACCACAGGAGAAGAGGGAGAAAUGAAACAGGACGGUAAGAGACCAAUGACAGAGGAGGAGAAACAGGCGCAGAUUAAGAGGCUGGAAGAACUGAUGAAGAUAAAGCAGGAGGAGCGGAGAGAGAGGGAGCGUCAGGAGGAGGUGGAGAGGGAGAAGCAGAGGCGGAAGCAGGGUCAGGAGCUGCUGCAGGUCCGGCAGAAGCUGCAAGACGAGGAAAUGAAGAAGCUGGCCGAUCAGCGCAGGAAGGAGAAGAUGGAGGACCGGAUGGCCAAGCAACGGGUUCGAGAGAAGAUUGCCCGGGACAGAGAGGAGAGGGCACAGAAGUUUGGAGGUGGCUCUUCGGGGGCAGUUCCGUCCUCACCCCCCGCUGAAGCUGUCCCCUCUUCUCCUCCUGGCAAUCAGGGACCCCCACCGGCUAAGAAGGACUACGAUGAAUGCCGGAUACAGGUGCGCCUGCUGGACGGUUCCGUGCUAACGGCUGUGUUCAAAGCCCAGGAGCCCCUGGCCGCGGUGCGGGUGUACGUGCAGAUGAACGGGGUGGAAGGACAGGACUUCACCCUGCUCUCACCUUACCCACGCCGCGUCUACACCGACUUGGACAUGGAAAAACCCCUGCGGGAACUGGGUCUGGUGCCAUCUGCUGUCCUCGUUGUUGCCAAGAAAUGAGAUGGACAGAAAAAAGAAACUCUGAGCUCUCCCUCGCCCUUCUAG
Anguilla rostrata (American eel) is the source of this 2851-nucleotide messenger RNA. It is a transcript of the gene ubxn1, whose product is annotated as UBX domain protein 1. Gene Ontology annotation, biological process: negative regulation of proteasomal ubiquitin-dependent protein catabolic process; negative regulation of protein ubiquitination; negative regulation of protein K48-linked deubiquitination. The transcript is spliced from 11 exons. Gene Ontology annotation, cellular component: cytoplasm; nucleus. NCBI's taxonomy places the organism in Eukaryota, Metazoa, Chordata, Actinopteri, Anguilliformes, Anguillidae. Gene Ontology annotation, molecular function: K48-linked polyubiquitin modification-dependent protein binding. The record is from RefSeq and is a predicted model, not a curated record.